Messenger RNA from Neopsephotus bourkii (Bourke's parrot), 984 nucleotides. Its product is annotated as polyamine-modulated factor 1-binding protein 1-like. Gene Ontology annotation, biological process: spermatogenesis. The transcript has 6 exons. The record is from RefSeq and is a predicted model, not a curated record. Bases 1 to 984 code for a protein of 327 amino acids. NCBI's taxonomy places the organism in Eukaryota, Metazoa, Chordata, Aves, Psittaciformes, Psittacidae.
AUGGAGCAGGCACUGCAACACAUGCACGCUGCGGCCCAUGCUGAAGAAGAGCUGCAGAGGAGCCAGAAACAGCUCCAAACCCUGAGGGAGCAGCUGAGGACACAGGAGGAGCAGAGCCAGGACCUGCAGCAUCACCUGGCUCAGCUGCAGGAAGAGCUGAGAGCCACCCAGGCCCUGCAUCAGCAAAAUCUGCAGCAGCUGAGUGAAGCCAAGGAGACCAUCCAGGUCCUGCACCAAGAAGUGGCCUCCAACAAAAAGCACAUGGCAGAGCUGCUGCAGCAGGUGAGGGAGACGACCACCCUGCAGGCAGAGCUGGCCCAGGCCCAGCAAGAGGAAGCCAAGCAAGAGGAGAAGAUUGCGGCCUAUGUGAAGCAGAAGCAGCAGCUCCACUGGGAGCUGAGGAAGCUGCAGCGGUCCCAGGAGCAGUGUCAGAAAGAGGCCCAUUCCCUCCAGGAGACAGUACGUGAGCUGAGGAGCCACGUCCGGUACUGGCAAGAGCGAUACAAGAACAGUGCCCAAGCUCUGGAUACGCGAGAAGGAGAACUGGUUGUUUGCAAGGUGGAGCUGGCUUUCCUCAAGGAACAGCUCAGCAAGGCCAUGGAGCAGGUGAAAACCCUGCGCUCUGCCCGAGCUCCGGCAUGCUCCAACGGUGGCAGACUGCACAAGGAAACGGAGCUGUUGCUGGUCAACAUCAGCCAGUGUGUGAAGGAGCCAACGCAUUCAAAUGAGAAACCAGGGAACAAGAUCCAGACUGCAGAGCUGCCCAGGUGGAAAGAAGUAAGUUCUGAACACAGGAGUGAAGCUGAGCUGUCCCAAACAGCAGUUACUGCUGCUGGCAGGAAUAUAUGGGACAGAUGGACAACUGCUGGACUAGCCAAGCUCCUGAAAUGCCGGCAGAUCAGGGUUGUCAUCAUUGACACCGCCCAUUUCCUCUCCCUUUCCUCCAGGCAUGUUCAAGACACACUGCAGGAAGAAGACACAUAG